Molecule: messenger RNA, 1453 nt
Organism: Zingiber officinale
Lineage: Eukaryota; Viridiplantae; Streptophyta; Magnoliopsida; Zingiberales; Zingiberaceae
Product: homeobox-leucine zipper protein HOX20-like
Exons: 3
Coding region: 442-1308 (288 amino acids)
Biological process (GO): positive regulation of DNA-templated transcription
Cellular component (GO): nucleus
Molecular function (GO): DNA-binding transcription factor activity, RNA polymerase II-specific; sequence-specific DNA binding
Source: RefSeq, a predicted model, not a curated record
UUUGAGUUGCAUUUUGAUUUCAUUUAGUCCUGGCCAAUAUGAACGUCUGCACACCAACUCAACUCUUCGCAAACUCAACCAGAGGCCUUUCCUGCUGUGCUGCUACCUUCUGCUUAUAGGCGCCGGGAUUCUCCUUGCUCUCUCUCAGUUCUGCCACCUUCCCUUCUCCAACCAUGCCAUUACUCUUUGGCUUCGUGGAUCUACGAGAAGGAAGCUUACUUCUCCCUUGAUGGGUUUCGAAGGAGAGGAGAUGGGGCAGCAGGAGACAGAGGAGGGAUCAUGGAACCAUUCCAUGCAUCUGUCUCUCCGCACAGCUAUUCUCCUCCCUUAGAGAAAAAUUAAUUAAUCAAUCAAUCAAUCACAAGUCACAACAAAGUACAUACUUUUCUUCUUUUCAUCCCUCUACGAGCACACCUACGUCGUCGAUCGAGAAAAAGAAACAUGAAGAGGAGAGUGAUCAGCAGCUCCGAGAAUUCUCUGAUCCCUUCCUCUGCAGGAGAGGAGCAGGAAGCGGAUGGAUGCGCCAGGGAAGUAUUCCAGGAGGUGGUGGUGGAGGAGGAGGAGGAGGAGGAGGAGGAAGCUGCCGGCGGAGGGGCGUCGAAGAAGCGGCGGUUGAGCCCGGAUCAGGUGAGAACUCUGGAGAAGCACUUCGAGGAGGAGAACAAACUGGAGCCGGAGCGCAAGGGGCGGCUGGCUGACGAGCUCGGCCUCCAACCCCGCCAAGUCGCCGUCUGGUUCCAGAACCGCCGCGCGCGGUGGAAGACCAAGCAGCUUGAGCGCGACUUCGCCGCGCUCAAGGCCUCCCACGACGCCCUCCGCCGCGAUUUCGACUCACUUCACCGCCACAACCAAUCGCUCCUCUGCCAAAUAAAGAAAUUGCAGGAAAAGCUUCGAAUAAAAGAAGAUACUGUGGCUAAGUCAGAGAUCUCGACGAAGAACGUCGACGAGCCGGAACAGCCACCGCCGGCUGCGGCGGGCAGUAAAGCCGACGGCGUGUCGGACAGCGACUCGAGUGCUGUCGUGACCGAAGCUACCGCAGACGUCAACGAAGACAUCCGCCAGUUGGCCUCUGCCUCCGACAAACUGUCCCUAGAGUUGGCCGCCGGCGAAAUUCCCUGUCCCGAUUUGAUGAACCUCAUGGAUUCGAGGACCGGAUUCUCGCACCAAAGUCACGGCGAGAUGUUAAAGUUGAAGGAGGAGGGGGAGGACGGAGACGACUUCAUCGGUGAGUCUUGCUUUGACUUCUUCGCUGACGAGAAGGCGGCGGCGAUGCUGAGCUGGUACUAUUCCGGCGAGCGCUGGAACUAAUCAGUGAGAGUAUCGAAGGAAUCCAAAAUAAUAUUAUGGGAAUUUGAGGGCUUAUCCGUAAAAAAAUUUGUUUUGUAAUUUUAUAUUUAGUUAUUCCUCCGUAAAAAUUAAAAAUUAAAAAUUAAAAAAACGAAGUUAACUGCUA